CGUCGGGAAGUGUGUUAGCCUGAAACACGGGCGUCAGUGGCAAAAGAUAACCGAGGCAAGGAGCAUGAGGUCAGGCUUCUACUUCACGUUCGCGCUCCUCUGCGUGGGGAGCCUGCUGGCCAUCGUCACCUGGUACAUGUUCCAGGACGACAGGAGUUGGGCUUGGCCCCUUAGUUCCAGUGAAAGGAACUUUGAAUGCUCCAGGAUACCGAAACAUUUUGGACAAUUCCGUGGGAUGGCACUUCAAGUUCAUAUCACGAUGACGUCUCCAAGGCUUUGUGACGGCUGCGAGGAACUGAUUGACGACUUGCUGAAGCGCUACUCUCAAACCUGGAAGCAGAGCGAAGAGAGUUACCAAACAUUUACCUCCAAGCUCAGCAGCUCGUGUCGUGUCGACGAGGCCAUCAUCACGCAGGACAACACCCCCGUGGGUACAAAGAUUUCCUUCGAUGGAGAAAAUUCCGAUACACUCCAGAUCGAACCCGACAUUUUCAGAACAUUUAUCAAGGAGCAUCCGUUCUCCAACCAGAUGUUUGACACGUGCGCCGUGGUCGGCAACGGCGGCAUCCUGAUGGACAGCGGCUGCGGGAAAAUGAUCGACUCGGCUCAGUUUGUGAUAAGGUGCAAUCUGCCGCCUUUGAACGGCGAGUAUGGGAAACACGUGGGCGUCAAGACGGACCUCGUGACGGCCAACCCGAGCAUCCUCGAAAUAAAGUACGGCUCCCUGAUGAACAAUCGGCGAGAGUUUGCGGAAAGUCUUCGAAGCUACGGAAAGUCCUUCAUCCUCCUACCCGCCUUCUCCAUCAGCGACUACACACCGCUCUCCCUGCGGGUGGCCUACACCGUUGAGGACUUUGCCAGCCCGGCACGUCCCGUCUUCUUCAACCCGGACUACCUGCGCAACCUGUCCCAAUUCUGGACGAGACACGGCCUGAAACCACCCCGCCUUAGCACGGGCAUCACGAUGGCCAGCAUGGCGCUGGGGGCGUGCUCCAAGGUGCACCUGUACGGCUUCUGGCCAUUCAACAACCACCCGCACAGACUCUACACGCUCACCAAUCACUACUACGACGACAGGAAGGCCAACACCAAGUUCCACGCCAUGCCGGAAGAGUUUGACAUGCUGCUGAAGCUGCACAAUCAGGGCGUGCUCAGGCUUCACCUGGGAGACUGCCGAAGCGACGAAAAGCCCACACCUGAACAGAGGUGGAGUGAAACGACUGGCGCAUAACCUCCACCAUGCUCUGAGGCCUCGACCGGAUCCUGUGCUGCCACAGACAGAAGAGAAUGUGAGCGGGAGAAGAACUCCUCCUCCGUUGCCACGCAGGAACCCAGCAAAGGAUUCAGCCACAGCAAUCCCAGCAGCACCUCCGGAAUCCUGAACACAAGAUUCUGAUGCAGCAACUCCUCCAUCAUCAUCAUCAAGGCCCUCACCCUGGGUCCUACCUGCAUCUACGACCCACCAGAGAUGCUUCAGUGUCUUUCUCCUCGCCACCGUCACCCAUGAGACAUCCUGGAAAUAUUGAAAACGGAUUCCCCCUACUCAGGAAAUGGCGCGAUCAAGGAUUCUGUCAUCAAAAAAGUAUCGCCCCUCUUUCCCUCCUCAGCCUAUUCAAUUAACCAAAGCCCCACCAGGUUGGCCCUGGCCAGUGGGGGUCGUCGUGGUUUUACCCAAAUGCUUUUUUCCAGGAGCACUAAUUUUUUUGUUUCUCUUCUCACUCCAUGUAAAUAAUCAACUGCAAUACGACAAGACCAACCAAACUUAACAGUUGAUACCGAUACCUGAUUGACCAGUGAUCACUUCCUGUGUUGCUAGAUCACCAGAGAGCGAGUGCCUUUGUUAAUACAACCAACCUUGCUUGACAACUUUCGGUUUCUUCUAACAAAGAAGAGAAAAAAAAAGAAAGCUUUACCGAACAAAUUUUUAAUUGAUCUCAAUUACGUGUCUAUAGCGAUAUAUAUUGAUAUUGUAUUUUACCAAUUCCUAAUAUGGACCAUCUCAGGUUUUGAAAACCUCAGGGAGUGGUCUCCUGCUGGUUCCCAAAGUCAGGACCAAACAUGGUGAGGCUGUGUUUCAGUUCUAUGCUCCUAAAAUAUGCAAUAGUCGUCCAGAAAAUGUGAGACAGCCCUCAACGUUGGCAACGUUCAAAUCCAGCCUGAAAACACUUAACACAGGCCCGCAAACAGGUUUUAUCCGGCCCGCGAGAUGAGUUUUCUACGUAUAAAAAUUAGCCGAAAUUUUUGAAUGAAAGAAACUGCUGUUCUAAAUGUGUCCACUAGAUGUCGCAAUAGCAAUUCUUUGUAUCUUUGUAGAUUAUGCUACAUAUGUAAGAAAAAAAAAAAAACACAUGAUGUUAGUGCACCAGUCGAGGAAAAUGAGCAGACUACAUAAAUAACAUCCUGCAAUUUGAUUUUGAUAUAAUUCUUUUAUCUUGAUGGAUUGAAAAUGAACACCAAUGAGUUGACAUUAUCACAUAAUUUAUCCAGAAAGUAUAAAUAACGACAAAUAAAGAUAGAAUACUAUUAACCGCAACAUAUAAUAGUAAAAAUAAAAGCAACAGCAUUAUGAUUUCUACAUUUUCAGAAUGUGCUUGUUCUAUUUCUAAACAAAGAAAACAAUCUGAAGUUGUCUUUAUUUUUAAGUUAUCGUGCCGUGAUUUUACCAGUCCGGCCCACUUUGGAGUAGAUUUUUCUCCACGUGGCCCCCGAUCUAAAAUUAGUUUGACACCCCUGACUUAACACCUUCGCCCAUUUUUGUCGCCAUUGUAACACAUUUUUCAAUAUACUGAACACCUGACAUGUUAUAAUGGUUUCGCCACAAAUAAUGAAUGGAUCGAAGCAUCUCCCUUUGAAAAAAACCCCAAAAAAUGGUUGUAUUAAACAUGUUCUGUCCAGCCACUCAGGCAAAUCAUAUUGUUGAUGUUGAUGCCCAUAUCUGAUGUACAUAAUUGCUUUAAAAAAGAGAAGUGUGGGAAACUUCUCUUGUUGCCUUAUUUAUUAUUUGACUUUGUUAAAUUAAUUAAUUUAUUGUUUGGCGUAGACCAGGGGUCGGCAACCCAAAAUGUUGAAAGAGCCAUAUUGGACCAAAAAUACAAAAACAAAUCUGUCUGGAGCCGCAAAAAAUUAAAAGCCAUAUUACAUACAGAUGUGUCAUGGAAUUAAGGGGACUUAAAGGAAACUAAAUGACCUCAAAUAUAGCUACAAAUGAGGCAUAAUGAUGCAAUAUGUACAUGUAGCUAGCCUAAAUAGCCUGUUAGCAUCGAUUAGCUUGCAGUCAUGCAGUGACCAAAUAUGUCUGAUUAGCACUCCACACAAGUCAAUAACAUCAACAAAACUCACCUUUCAUGCACAACCUUAAAAAGUUUGGUGGACAAAAUGAGACAGAAAAUUAAGUGCCAUAAAACACGUCCUAGAAAGUCAAAGAAAGUUAUAUAUGUAAACAAACUACGGUGAGUUCAAGGACCGCCAAAAUUAGUAGGACAAAACGGCGCUCGCCAAAUACUCGAAUCAGUGAAGCAUGUUUAAUAUAAACAGUGUGCUUUGUAACAAUUAGGGAGGUUUGUGUCAUGUUUGUCCUCCUACAGAAACCAUAUUAAAACAAAAAUAGAUUUUUUUCCCCUCAUCUUUUUCCAUUUUUCAUACAUUUUUUGAAAAAGCUCCAGAGAGCCACUAGGGCGGCGCUAAAGAGCCGAUGCGGCUCUAGAGCCGCGGGUUGCCGACCCCUGGCGUAGACGGACCGGAGCAGGAAGGGAUAGAAGGAAGGAAAAAAAACAAGACAAAGGUAGAAAUUGUGGGGACAAGAGGGAUGUGUACGACAAAUACGAUAUGUACAAAUAUGAUGUGAAAAAUUAUAGCAAAAAACAGUUACUAAGAUGCAAAGACCUAAAUCAAGAUGACCAUCAUCUUUGAAGUAGUUAAGAGUACCGGGCAGUGCUCGCAAUUUGUUGACGGCACGAUGUGCACCCUGGACUCCAUUGUAAAAAUGUGUAUUUCUACAUUUGUUGUUCUAUUUUAUACUUAAAUUUAGCAUGUUCACAUUGGUUAAUCUUGUGGUUAUGUUACCUAUAAUUUGGCUAUUAUGGCGUCACGUGGACAAUUGUUUUGAUUACAAUGUAAUUGUAAUAUUUGAAUAAUAAUAAAUGAAUGUGUUGUGGCAGUUGUGGAUGUCACCAAUGCGGCAGUCUGAGGAAACACUUGGUUGCUUUUCGAAACACGUCUUUAUGGGUGAACUGCCAACAUGAGAAUGCUAGUAAUUGGUUAAAGUUCAAUGGCUUUGUAAAAACACUGAGACAAAGUCUAAGUUCAUUGUGGUCUUUAUGAUGUUUUUGAAACUGCACCAUUUUUUUCCUCAGAAUUAUCCACUAACAAAGUGUUUUGCCAAGAGGAUUAUUUGUAAUAUUUACAUUUCCAGAAUGUGCUUGUUCUAUUUUUGAGGAAAACAAUUUCGAAGUUGUCUUUAUUUUCGAAUUAUUAUGCCGCGUGGGAACAGAUGUUCCUCCUUGAGGCCCCUGAGCUCAAAUGAGUUUGACACCCCUGCUGUAAACAAAUAUAGAUGAAUAGAUGUUGUAUAGCAGAUUUGAAAGUAGUUGCAGUUUUAGACUUAGACUUAAGACACUAGAUGGCAGCCGUGUACAAGCUAUUGAACACAGAGAGUAGUUUUUGGGGCGACUGGUAAGACUCACACACCGGAAGUGUCAAGAUGUUGCCACACCAACUCUAUUAAAACCAACAAAACUAAGGACAAGUUUCAGUUAUUGAGUUGAUAUAUUAAAAUCCAUCCAUCCAUCCAUUUUCUACCGCUUGUCCCUUUCGGGGUCGCGGGGGGUGCUGGAGCCUAUCUCAGCUGCAUUCGGGCGGAAGGCGCAGUAUCAAAACUUAAUGCUCCAACUUUAUUUUAGCUAUAUGAAGGCCUUUUUUGCAGCCGUUCUCUAUUAAAAAAAGCUAACGUGUGUUUAAUCGUACUCAAACCGAGACAAUAUAUAAAAACCGAAGCAUAUUUUUGGUGAAAAUGUCAGCGUCUGUUUGGGUCAUUACAUUUUUAUUUCAUGAAUGGGAGUAGAAAAACAAAAAGCCAUUGGUUUAUUUGAAUUUCAUUUUGAAAUACAAAAAAAAAACAAUUGAAAAACAAAAAUGUAUUUUUUUUCACUUUCAAAGAGGAAUAACUAGAUUGAAAAAAAAGGUUUGGUUUUCAUUUUAUAGUUCAUAUAACGAAAUAAAAAUCACAAGUCAGCAAAAACAAACAAAAAAAGAACCUUAUCAAAAACA
Nerophis lumbriciformis (worm pipefish) is the source of this 5265-nucleotide messenger RNA. Its product is annotated as alpha-2,8-sialyltransferase 8F-like. Gene Ontology annotation, molecular function: alpha-N-acetylneuraminate alpha-2,8-sialyltransferase activity. The record is from RefSeq and is a predicted model, not a curated record. Gene Ontology annotation, biological process: oligosaccharide metabolic process; N-glycan processing. Lineage: Eukaryota; Metazoa; Chordata; Actinopteri; Syngnathiformes; Syngnathidae.